Molecule: messenger RNA, 2580 nt
Organism: Aureobasidium subglaciale EXF-2481
Lineage: Eukaryota; Fungi; Ascomycota; Dothideomycetes; Dothideales; Saccotheciaceae
Exons: 2
Coding region: 259-2106 (615 amino acids)
Biological process (GO): proteolysis
Molecular function (GO): serine-type endopeptidase activity; tripeptidyl-peptidase activity
Source: RefSeq, a predicted model, not a curated record
UACAAAGCAUCCUGACCUUCCAAAGUCAUUCUAGCUUGCAAUUGAUACUCAUCUAUCAUCACUCUACUGGUCCCCGCUCCGUCUGUGUCCCUUGCAGUAGGUAUCUCGACCAUGUUGACCACGGCCGCCCCAACAGACGAUCAUUCCGCCAUCAGGAAGUUCGCCAUGCAACAGUCUGAACUUAUAAGUCGGGCAUUGUACCCAUAGGAGUGUGUCCUGUGUCAGUUUAACUCUGCUUCUCGUCAACCAUUCUUCACCAUGAGUGCUGCAAAGCUUCUUCUGGUCGCCGGCCUGCUUGCAAGUGGCGCCCAUGCAUCGCCCAUACAACAAAGGUCUCCUUAUGCUGUCAAGGACUCCCACUUUGUCCCCUCCAAGUGGCGACAAGCUGCUCCUGCCCCUGCAACUCAGACUAUUGAUCUCCGCAUUGCUGUCAAGCAGAACGCCUUCGACGACUUGGAGAGACACUUGUACGAGGUUUCUGAUCCCGACCACUCACGCUACGGCCAACACUUGAGUGAGCAUGAUGUCAAGAAGCUCGUACAGCCUUCGGACGACUCAUUGACCCUGGUUCACGAAUGGCUCGCCGACAAUGGCAUCGACACCACUCAUCUGUCAUACAGUGCCGCCAAGGAUUGGAUCAAGGUCUCUCUCCCUGUUCACCGUAUUGAGAGCCUCCUCGACACAAAGUACAGCGUCUAUCGCCACGAGGACGGUUCCGAGACUGUCCGCACCCACGAGUGGUCGCUGCCUGUACAUCUCCACGAGCACAUUGACACCAUUCAACCCACAAACUCCUUCUUCCGCAGCAAGCCCAAGGCUAUCUCGCUCGAGGUCAACAAGUUCGCUGGUACUUACUCCAACGAAGUCACGUACCACCAGGACCCCAACGUUACUGCUAUCUGCACUCCCCGUGGCGUCACUCCUCUCUGCAUGAGAACCCUCUACGAAACCAUCGACUACAUCCCUCAGUCUGCUGGCAAGAACAAGAUGGCCCUUGCCAAUUACCUCGGCGAGACCAACAACCGCUCAGACACGUACCUCUUCCUCGAGAAGUUCCGUCCAGAAGCAAAAGAAGCCGCCUAUACCUUCCAGUUCGACGUCAUCAACAAUGGUAGCACUUCGCAAGAAGUUGUUCAAACUAACAUUGACAUAGAAGGUGAUCUCGACGUUGAGACCAUGUUGGCUAUGGGCUGGCCUACUCCCCUGACUGCCUACGCAGUCGGAGGCUCGCCACCAUUUAUUCCUUCCAACGGAACCACCGAAAACACAAACGAGCCUUACCUAGACUGGCUGCAGCACGUUCUCUCCCAGUCCGACGAUGUCCUGCCUCAGGUCGUGUCCACCUCAUACGACGAUGAAGAGCAGACUGUGCCUGUUUCGUACGCCAAGCGUGUCUGUGAAGACCUCGCUCAACUCGGUGCUCGUGGUGUCUCUGUCUUCUAUAGCUCUGGUGAUAGCGGUGUUGGCGGCGAUGGUAGUUGUGUCACCAACAAUGGAAGUGGUGCUAAGCGCUUCAUUCCUGAGUUCCCAUCCACCUGCCCCUACGUCACUUCCGUCGGUGCAACCAUGGACUUCAAGCCUGAAGUCGUCGCCUACCACUCCUCCGGCUACGCGUCUGGUGGCGGUUUCUCUGAUAUUUUCCCUCGUCCUGCCUACCAAGAUAAGGCUGUCAAGGCAUACUUGAAGACUAUCGGAUCAAGAGACGCAGAGUACUUCAACGCAAGCGGAAGAGCAUACCCCGACCUCUCGGCCCAAGGAAGUUACUUCUCCACCGUCUGGAACGGCACUGACACUCUUGUCUCUGGUACUUCGGCCUCUUGUCCCUUGAUUGCCGCCAUCAUCGCUCUUGUCAACGACGCUCUGAUCGCUGGUGGCAAGCCUACUCUCGGCUUCUUGAACCCUUGGUUGUACAAGAAGGGUUACCGUGCUUUCACCGACAUCACCAGCGGAUCUGCUGUAGGAUGUUCAGAAAUUGGCGACGGUAAAGGGUUCCCGAGCGCCAUCGGCUGGGAUCCUGUCAGCGGUGUAGGAACCCCUCGCUUCAGAGACAUCAUACAUAAAUUGGGAGUUCAUGGAACUUGGAAUCACACAGGAGGAUUCAGUUAGGUUUCAGGCAUGACUCAUGCAAGGUUUCAUGUUGAUAUGAUUCCCGACGACCCUAUUGUUUGUUAAGUAGUACAAAAGUAACAACGAGCAUGAUGUGCUCUUUGUGAUGACUCCUUGAAUUGUUCGACUGCAUCUUUGUCUUUGUUGCAAUGAUUCGUGUUUGUUCUUGGAGCCCCACCAAAUAGUGACGCCAAAAUCCGUCGGACGACACUCCGACGCCGAACAUCUUGGCCACCCUUCCUGUCGGGCAUCAAACUCGCAGCUUUCAUCGCGCAGCAACAUCGAAUAUUGUUGCUCGAAGCGCCCGACGGGUUUCAUAGUACGUGGAGAGCGGUUGGAAGCUGCAGUGGGCUCGAGCAUACGAGUAGCUCUCGUCUUCUUCCGAGUGUUGGACGAGGCUGUAAUUUUCGUCUCCGUCACCGACGAUUGACGCAGCAGGAGCGUGCGAGGUCUUGCGAUGACUUCCAGUCUCUU